Anarrhichthys ocellatus (wolf-eel) is the source of this 3352-nucleotide messenger RNA. RefSeq names its product rabphilin 3A homolog (mouse), a (gene rph3aa). The transcript has 16 exons. Bases 705 to 2486 code for a protein of 593 amino acids. Gene Ontology annotation, biological process: regulation of calcium ion-dependent exocytosis; exocytosis; intracellular protein transport. Gene Ontology annotation, cellular component: extrinsic component of synaptic vesicle membrane; synapse; postsynaptic membrane. NCBI's taxonomy places the organism in Eukaryota, Metazoa, Chordata, Actinopteri, Perciformes, Anarhichadidae. Gene Ontology annotation, molecular function: small GTPase binding. The record is from RefSeq and is a predicted model, not a curated record.
GUAUUGAAGAAGACUUGAACAUUUGUGUUGUUUAACUGACUGUAAAGUUAUCAUUAGUUAAAAGUCUCUUCAAAGUGUUUUGACACCUGACUGUUGGUCAAAUGAGUAAUACAUCUACUGCAUGUAGAAAUGAUUCUGCAAACAAAGGCUAACAGACUAUUUAUUACUUGAUGACUGAUGCUACAAAAUGUAAUAUGAAUUUUCUAAAAGGGUGCUCAUGAGAGUAAAAAGAAUGGUCUUCAUAAUCACUAUAACAUGUUUAUGCACACAGCACCCAGCACCCAGCACCUGGUUUUAUAAUUAUUGGUAGAUUUCAUAAAGGCACCUGUGCAGUUUAAGUGGGUGAAAUUGCCUCUUUAGUCAUAAAAACGUUUGGGUUCAAGUUGAUCUAAUCCAUCAAAGCAAUCAAUUGAAAUUCAUGAAUUUCCCAUUUUCCCAUUACUUCCAGUAAGGACCAUUCACCAUGAGCUCAUUCAGUCGAGCGUUUAGCAAUUUGAACGGUUGAAAUGUACAGUAAUUGACUUUUUUCCUCCUCCUCAGAUCUGCAGCUGAGGCAUUAUUGUUUUCCAGCACUCGGGAAUUCUCUCAGCGCAGCGGGAACGGCAGAUGUGCUGCACAAACCCGCUGUGGCCCCGAGUGUUUGAUUAGCUGUAUAUCACAGGAACUCAUGAAUUGUUCACAGUCAGAGAGGGAUCGGGUGGACGAUGAACAUGUCUGGCGGCCCCCCAGGGGAGGAGCUCACGGAUGAGGAGAAGGAGAUCAUCAACAGUGUACUGGCUCGUGCGGCCAUGAUGGAGGCCACGGAGCACGAGAGGAUUGAGCGUCUCUCCAGUCGCCUGCAUAAGAUCAAGAAGACGGCGUGUGGUGACGGGCAGUCCCACUGUCUGCUGUGUGGGGCGUCAUUUGGACCACAGGGGGUCACAGCUGUCCUCUGUGUGCAGUGCAAUAAACACAUGUGCAGCAAAUGUGGGAUUUAUAGCAACAGCAGGACGAGUCCUAUGUGGCUGUGCAGAAUCUGCAAUGAGCAGCAAGAGGUACAGAAGCGUUCAGGAGCUUGGUUCUUCAAGGGAAGAGUCCAGCAGAGUCUGCCUGCCCCCCUCCAUCUGUCCGGAUCUCGACAGUCCAGCAUCGAGAACAGUUCUGGUCCGGGAGGCCACGAUGGACCACAGGAACCCCCAACACAUCAUCAGGGAUACGAGACGCAGCAGCAGCCGUCCUGUGGAUCAGAACAAUGGGAGCAGACAGCGAGAGCAACAGCUGACAGCCAUAAUGAGAGUGCGUCCUGUCCAGCGGUGGUAAUGAAGACCGAGAGACACAUGUCAGCCUCCAAACCACCUCGAGCAAACGCACAGCAGGUCGUCCCCGCCUCAGUUGUGGAAAACAAAUGCCCGGAGAGGGAAGAGACAGUGUCCCCUCCAGCUGUGGAGGCAAAAAGACAACCUGUUGUCUCCAGCUCCAUUUCAUCACAUGUUCCUGCAACCAGAAUGAAUCCACCGGUCAACAACACCGCCCCCCAAAGACCCCCACCGGAUCGAACAGAGGAGGAGGACGACGACUACGACUCAGAUGACGCCACCACUCUGGGAUCUCUGGAGUUCAGUCUCCUGUACGACCAGGAGACCCACGCUCUGCACUGCUGUGUCGUUAAAGCUAAGGGGUUAAAGCCGAUGGACUCAAACGGACUUGCUGACCCGUAUGUGAAGCUGCACCUCUUACCGGGAGCCAGUAAGUCCAACAAGCUUCGCACCAAGACUCUUAAAACCACUCUGAACCCUGUGUGGAACGAGACUCUGGUCUACCACGGCAUCACUGAUGAUGAAAUGUCACGCAAAACUCUCCGGCUCUCAGUGAGUGACGAGGACAAGUUUGGACACAAUGAAUUCAUCGGAGAGACGCGAGUCGCUCUGAAGAAACUGAAGUUUAACCAGAAGAAGAACUUCAGUGUUUGUUUAGAGCGAGUGAUCCCGGUGAAGAAGGCUGUUGGGGGGUCGGCCCGUGGCAUGGCUCUCUAUGAGGAAGACCUGAAGGAGGGUGAGGAUUCAGAGGAGAGGGGUCGCAUCCUGGUGUCGCUGACGUACAGCAGCCAGCAGGGUCGUCUGAUCGUGGGCGUCGUCCGCUGCGCUCACCUGGCCGCCAUGGACUCCAACGGAUACUCCGACCCGUUUGUCAAAAUAUGUCUGAAACCAGAUAUGGGGAAGAAAGCUAAAAACAAGACACAGAUAAAAAAGAAGACCCUCAAUCCGGAGUUUAACGAGGAGUUUGGUUAUGAAAUAAAGCACGGCGAGUUAGCCAAGAAAACCCUUGACAUCUCAGUCUGGGACUACGACAUGGGGAAAUCCAAUGAUUUCAUUGGAGGAUGUCAGCUGGGCAUCCAGGCUAAAGGAGAGUGUUUGAAGCACUGGUACGAAUGCCUCAAGAACAAAGACAAGAAGAUAGAGCGCUGGCAUGUCCUGCUAAACGACAACACCGUCCAGUUUGAGGAUUAAAGCGUCUCCCCUCCUCUCUUCUGUGUAUUUUGUUUCUCUGUCAUUCCCCCUUGUAGAAUAUUGUCUUCCCGUGACGGUAGACGGAUAUCAUCCUCCUGCUUUUAUGUAGUUUGUCCCCAAAUUGCAAUGUGCAGGCUUCAUUUCCAACAGUUUUCAGGUGACCAACAUGGAUGUUGACCUCGGGGCUCAUUUUAAAUAAGCAGCGACUACUAAACUUAAUCCAUUUUUAAUGUUAUCAUAUCAUAAACUGUAUCAUAUAAUAAGUUAACCGUACCUGACGUGCGGUAAUGAUUGAACAGAGUGGUUAUGGAGACGAUAGAAACCCUCGUUAUCAUCGUCAUUAACACAGUAUGUUGUAAUGAGUUGUGCGUCCGCGCUCAGACCCAACACAGGGAAUUCCCACUUUGUUUCUGUCCUCAUGUCGAUCUGUGUUCAUGUGGGAUCAUGUCAUGUGUCGUCAGCUGAUCUUUGUGACCACCUUGUUCGACUGCUUGCAUCGCCGAAACAUACAUUUAACUUGUGUUACUGUGCAUCACACAUUUGUUAAAUAUUAAGUGGGACAUUUGCAGAUGUUUGAUGUGAACAAACUCACUUUUUUUUUUGUUGUUGAUGUGAAAUGCAUUUAUUUAUUUAUUUUGACAGAUAACAGUUUGGUCUCAUCAUCACUGCAUCACCUUCACCUGUGCAUGUGUGAGCUCUCUUCUGAAGAAAUGCUUCUGCAUGACGUUUUAUUAUGAAGAACAAAUUGGAUUAAGUAACGUCAGUUCACUUCCAAAACAAUCCAUGAAAUAUUAUGGUUGAUUGGCGAAUUUAAAUGAGAUCUGCACAAGUGUUUUCAGCUAAAUAAUCAACAUUUAGCUCUCUGU